Messenger RNA from Plasmodium adleri (nom. inval.), 4491 nucleotides. RefSeq names its product conserved Plasmodium protein, unknown function. The record is from RefSeq and is a predicted model, not a curated record. NCBI's taxonomy places the organism in Eukaryota, Apicomplexa, Aconoidasida, Haemosporida, Plasmodiidae. The transcript has a single exon. The coding region runs from base 1 to 4491 and encodes 1496 amino acids.
AUGCAAAUCCCAAGGAAAUUUAUAUUUUUUUUUAAUUUGGUUUUAUUAUUUGUAUUUUUAAAUAUUGAGCGUGUAGAAUUAAAGUUAAAUAAUAUAAUAUACGACAAUAAUAAUAUUAAUAAUUAUAAAUAUUAUGUAAACAAUAACAAUGAUGACAAUAGUCGAGGAAAAGAUUCUGUUGAUAAUAUAGAUAUAAUAAAAAACAUUGAUAUUGAUAAUAAUGAGAAUGAAGAAAUAAAUAGUUUGUAUGAUUCUAAUAAGGAGGAUGAAAAUGCAUCUGACGAAGAUAACGCUCAACAUGAAGAAAAUCUUUAUCACGAAGAAAAGGAUGAUAUUAAUAUUGAAGAAGAUCUUGAUAACGAAGAUAAGAUGUAUUAUGAAGGAAAUCCAAAAAAAGAAGAAGCUGCAUUUGAUGAGGACAGCUCAUCACACGAUAGUGUGAAUUAUGAUGAUAAUUCAAAUGAUGACAAUUCAAAUGAUGACAAUUCAAAUGACAAUUCACAUGAUGAUAACCCAUAUGAGAACUCAAAACACUUUACACAAGCUACCAAUGCUUAUGAAACAAAUGAAAAUAUAGUUGUAGACAAUAAGAAAGAUGACAAUGAAGAAAGAGACGACAGUGAAUAUUAUUUAAAGAGUGAAGAAGGCGAUGUUAUAACUGUUAACAAAAAAGAAGAAGAUGGUAAUUUGAAUAUAAAUGAACAUGUACAGGCAAUGAUCUUUGAGAAUAAUAUAAAGAAAGAAGUUGAAGAAAAAAUGAACAAGGAAAUCGUUUUUGGAAGUGAAGAAGAUAAAGGAGAUGUUUUAAGCACAAGUGAUGACAAUAGUGAUGAUGUUAACCAUAGUGAUGAUGUUAACAAUAGUGAUGAUGUUAACAAUAGUGAUGAUGUUAACAAUAGUGAUGAUGAUGACAACAAUAAUGAUGAUGAUGAUAAUGAUGAUGAUAACAAUAAUGAUGACGAUGAUGAUGACAAUAUUAUUGAUGAUGAUGAUGAUGAUGAAGAUGAAGAUGAUGAUGAUGAUGAAGAUGAAGAUGAAGAAGAAGAUGAAGAAGAGUAUCAUGUGAAUAAAGAAAAUAAUGAGAAAAUAAAUACAAACAAUGAUAUAAUAUUAAUAGGAAAGAAAAAGAUAUCAUCAGAUUCUACACAAGAUGAAUUAUCUAGAAAUAAUGAAAAUGAAUAUUCUAUAUAUAAUAUUGAAGAAGAUGGUAAAGAAAGAAAUGAAGAAUAUUACAAAUAUGAAGAACAGAAUGGUCCAAUGAUAUCUAAUAUAAAUAAUCCAUGGAAUAGUUUAUUUAAUAUAUUUAGAAAGAAUAAUAAUUCUCGAUUUAUAAAUAAUAUAAAUAUGUUUAGAAAAGAGAUACAGAAUGAAUUUUCAUUUAGAAAUGGAUUAUAUUUUAGUCCAACAACAGUAGGUGAUUAUAAUAAAUUAGUAGAUGGAAAGAGAUAUGCAUAUAUAAAAUUACCAGAAAAUACUUUGAUUUUUGUAAUAACAGCUAAUAAAUUUUUUUUUCAAGAUCUUAUAUAUUCAAAUAAUAAAUAUUUGUCUGUAAAAAGAAAAUUUACGUUUGCAAUGAAUUACAUUAUACGUAAUUUGAAGAAGAAGUUUUUUUUUAGAAAUUAUCAAUAUCAAUAUUUGUUUAAAGAUGAUUCAUUUGCAUAUGAUACCACAAGAAGAUUAUUAGAUAUGGAUUUAUUAGGAGAAUUAUCUAGAGUAACUCAGACAAUACAUCUAGGAGAUUUUGAAAAAAGAAAAGUUAGCAUGCAUAAAUUAUAUGGUGGAUGGUUUCAUUUCUUAGGUAUUAUGGUUGUAAAUGGAUAUAAUUGUAAUAUAUAUGAAAAAAAUAGUAAUAUUGAAAAAGUCCAAGUAAUUCCAAAACAUUUGAUACAUGAAUUUAAAGAAUUAGUUAAUAAAAAACAUGAUGAUUAUCAUAGUGGUUAUGUAGUAGGUCUAUGGAGAGAUUUUCCAAGAAAUACAUUUUUACCAUGGAGAUUUUCUGUGGAAUUAUUUUUAUGGGAUCUAUUAAAUGUCUUACCACAUGAAUUACCUCAUCCAGCUAAAUUAAUAAUGACUUAUAAUAAUAAUAUGAAUGCAUUAUAUCAAAAUGGACACAACGAAGAAACAGAAAAGAAUAUGCUUCAAGGUUCUUCUGAUAUGAUUAGAAAUAUUAACAGUAGUGAUAACAUGAACAGUAGUGAUAACAUGAACAGUGGUGAUAACAUGAACAGUGGUAAUAACCUUUUAUAUGCUCAGACCAAACAAAUGAAAGAGAAGAAUUAUUAUAAUGUUUUAUUAAAUGUAUGGCCUGAAAAAAUUAAAAAUAUUGUUAGAAAACAUCCAGGUUUUGAUGUUGCAAUUAUAUCAGAAGAAGAUUAUUUGAAUAACAUAAAUAAUGAUGAUGCUGACUAUUAUUAUUUUAUAGAUAAUAAUAAUAAUGAAAAUAAUAAUAAUAAUAAUAAUAAUGGAUAUAUUUUUUUAAUCUUAUUAAACAAAAACUUCUUUGUUGAUGAUUUUAUGAAAAGUGCCAAUUAUGAAGUAGCCAAAAAAAAUUAUUUCUGUGAUAAAAUUAAAGAAAUUAUGGAAGAUAUAGAAAAAUUAUUAGAUGAGUUGAAACAUAAAUAUUGUCCAAAUGAUGACAACAAUGAUAAUCAUGAUGACAACAACAAUGAUAAUCAUGAUGACAAUAACAAUGAUAAUCAUGAUGACAACAAUAAUAAUGAUGAUAAUAAUAAUAAUUUGCCAGUUGAACGCCCAUAUGCUACCUUUUAUAAUUAUCUUACUGAUAAAUCGAAUUAUAAAAAAUUCAAUCCACACAUUCUUGGAGAAAUCGCUGGUAUUACUAAGCAUCUAAGAUGUGAAGACUUUCCAAAUAUUGCUGACAGAUGUGAUCAUAAUAUUUCAAUCCAUCAUAAAUAUGGAGGCUGGUUUGAAUUUGGUGGCGCCAUACAUCUAAAGAACAUGAAUUAUAUUGAACCUUCAUAUGAACAACAUGAUGAUAUUAUGAAAGAUACAUAUAAAGAAGUUAUUUUAGCUCAAGCUAAUUGUAAAUGUCAAAGUAUUGGUUUAUGGAGAGAUAUCCCAGAAAAAGAUAUGUCAGCUUAUAGAUAUCCUUUGAAUGUUUUUGUUUUAGAAAAUCCGAGAUUUAAUUUAUUAAACUUACAAGAUAUACAUCCAUAUCUAUUAGUUGAUAUAUUAAAUAAAGGAUUAAAUGCUAUGAAAUCAUAUGCAAGCGGAAAAAUGUAUAAUAUUGUAACAUCCAAGGAAGAAGUAGCAAAUGAAAGUGAAGAAGAAGAUCAUGUGGAUAAUAAAAAUAAUGCUGAUCAUGCUUAUUUCAAUGAUUAUCACAGUGAAACGAGUACAGAUCUUCCAGAUGAAGAAGAACAAGGAGGAGAAGAUGAAUAUGAAGAAGAAGAAAAAGAAAAGGAAGAUGAAAAGGAAGAUGAAAAGGAAGAUGAAAAGGAAGAUGAAAAUGAUGAAUAUGAUGAAAAUGAUGAAUAUGAUGAAUAUGACGAAUAUGAUGAAGAAGAAGAAAAAGACGACACCACAACCUUACAAUCAAAAGAUGUUGAUGAUAAUGGUCCUAAUGAUCCAUUUUAUGAUGGAACCUUUAAUGUUUUAAAUAAUUCAAAUGGACAAUCAAAUGAAAAAACAACAACUACACAAUCAAAAGAUGUUGAUGAUAAUGGUCCUAAUGAUCCAUUCUAUGAUGGAACCUAUAAUGUUUUAAAUAAUUCAAAUGGACAAUCAAAUGAAAAAACAACAACUACACAAUCAAAAGAUGUUGAUGAUAAUGGUCCUAAUGAUCCAUUCUAUGAUGGAACCUUUAAUGUUUUAAAUAAUUCAAAUGGACAAUCAAAUGAAAAAACAACAACUACACAAUCAAAAGAUGUUGAUGAUAAUGGUCCUAAUGAUCCAUUCUAUGAUGGAACCUUUAAUGUUUUAAAUAAUUCAAAUGGACAAUCAAAUGAAAAAACAACAACUACACAAUCAAAAGAUGUUGAUGAUAAUGGUCCUAAUGAUCCAUUUUAUGAUGGAACCUUUAAUGUUUUAAAUAAUGAUAAUAAAGAAAAUGAGAAAGGCGCAAAUAUUAUAGCUCAAGGUUUAGGUAGUGAAACACAAGAAUAUAUGAAAGAAGUAGAAAAUUAUGUAGACCAAAAUAAUGACAACAAUAAUAAAAAAAAGAAUUAUGAUGAUAAUGAUGAUGACGAUGAUGAUGAAGAUGAUAAUGAUGGAACUAAUAAUAAUGGUAUUUUAUUAAAGGGAACGUUAUCAGAUAAUCCAACAAGUAAUUUUAGAGAGAAAUUAUUUAUAUUUAUAAUCCUUUGUUUAAUAUCAGUAUGUCUUGCAUUAUUAGUAAGUAUUGCAAUCAAAGUAUAUGCUUCUGUUAUGAAAAAAAAAAUAGGUGAUAAGCAUGAUGUUGUUUUAUCAUUUAAAGAUAGAGAAGACAUUCCUGUUGUUUCUGGAAUACCAGCUCCAUGGUUAAGUUCUUAA